GGAAAACCUAAUAGUCUGGAAGGGGACUUGGGCCCUAGGAAUGAUGAGCCACAGGUACAAUUACAAAAUCAGAGCACUGAAGAUACAAAUGGGAUUGUGGCUAGUUUAGCAGAUGGUACAGAUGAGACAUUUUCUGAAGCAGCUUCAGAGGCAGAGUUGAUAAAGGAUGAACUAGAUGGGGAUUCUUUGGAACUUGAUCCAUCCGUUACAUGUGAAGAAAAUGUAAAUGUAUCGGAGGAAGCCCAAGCACCUAGUGAUAAGGAAAUUGAUCCCAAGAAAGCUGGAGGAAAGAGGAAGUUGCAGACUCAAGGCAAGUGGAGAGGUGUUGACCCUGUUGUUUUCUUUAAAGAUGAAGCCACCAUCAAUAGCAUAAAGACAUUCUAUGGCAUUGAUGAAUCAUUUCCCUUUAAUGGCCACCUUGUCACAAGAAACAGUGAUGCUAAUCAUGUGAAGAGAAUUUACUAUGUCUCAAAGUCAGUCAAAGAUGUUCUUGAACUGAAUUUCUCUGUUGGACAGCAACUUAAGAUAACCUCCAUUGGGCUAAAGAUGUUCGAACGACAAACUGCAAGAGAAGGAAAUUUGGCUCCCUGUUCAUUUCGGAUAUCAUCAGAAGGAUUGCCACUUAUUCUUCCAUACAUCACCAAACAGAUUGUAUAUGCAUCCCCGGUGGACUUUAAGCAUCUUCUUCAAUAUAAAAGUAUCAAGUUUGCAGAUUUUGUUGAUGCUGAGCUCGGUCAGAAAGCAUCAGGCUUAAUGUCAGGAUGCUGUGUAAUAGUUUUGAGGAAAGAUGGCAAAGCCUCGUCGGAUUCCAUUGAAGUAGAUGAGUCAACAAUAGCCAUUGGAUGCUGGAAAGGUAAGUCCAGUUUGUCUGUGAUGGUCACUGCAAUUGACUGCCAAGAACUGCUAGAAAGGCUUUUGAUGCGCAUGGAAACUGAGAAGGGAUCUUUGGAGAAGAAAGACGAAGCCUCUAAUGCCAAGGGGGAUGAGGAACAGGAUAUAGAGGAUAUGGAAAAGAAUG
Messenger RNA from Prunus avium (sweet cherry), 1018 nucleotides. The record is from RefSeq and is a predicted model, not a curated record. Lineage: Eukaryota; Viridiplantae; Streptophyta; Magnoliopsida; Rosales; Rosaceae.